AGAGGGACAGUGAGGGGAGAUAGAGGGAGGAACAGAGCCAGAUAGGAGGGAGGGGAGGCAUAGAGAAAGGGGCGGGAGCAAAGAGGGUUACCUCAUAGAGCUGCUAGUGUACACGGUUGCAGGGAAGAAGUUGUGGGAAAGUAAACAGCACAGGAGAAUUCCAAUCUGUGUUCAGCCACUUGCAGCCCUCGCAGGACACCAUAAAGAUGAGUGUGCUGGAACCGGUGGCGUGGUAAAAGAGUUUAUGGGAGGCUACCAGGAUUAAAGGGUCACCGGGGAGUGCCUGAAGCUUCACCGCGGACACACUACUACUGAGGACAAGGAGCAACCAUGUCCAUCAUGAUGUCUCAGCAACCACCAAAAGACGAUGAAGAGGAGGAUGAUGAGGAGAAAGGGGAGGAGUUUGAGUUUGAGGACAGUACAGAUGACGAGAAACUUCAAGAGGACGGUAAAAGGAUCAGCUCGGAAUGUGUCCAGGUGUCAAAACAAGAAGCCAGUGAGACAUCAGGCAGUGCAUCACAAACAGCCACAGACGUUGAGCAACUUCCCAAAACUUCACCUCCUGCUGGUCCGGAGGAGAUCGUCAAGGAUGCUGCUCCAAAUACUUCCACAGAUGUUCCAGUUACUGAGUCACCCAGCUGGGCCGCGGCAGCAGCAGCAGCAGCAGCAACAGCAGCAGCAGCAGCAGCAGCCGCCGAGCCCGCUGCUUCGGCUCCUCGUGAGGGAGAGGAGCUCCAGGGGCUUCCUGUGGCGCCGUCAGCUGUGGAAACGUUGGCAGAUUCAGGAGACCACAGCAAAGAAACUAUCAAGGAAAGCUCCGGCUCGGGGGACGCCUCCGAAGCGCACUUUGUGGGUGAGGCUGAAUCGCAGACGCCGGAGGCUUCAGAGGUGAUCUACGAUGACGUUCCAAGCGAGGAGCCCUUUUCUCCCAAUGAAGACAUGAUCUAUGAGGAUGUUCAAAGAGACAGUGGUCCUCUGGGGGCAGACAACGGAUGGAGCUCCAGUGAGUUUGAAAGCUACGAUGAGCAGUCAGAUAACGAGGCCAAACAACCGGCGAGGAGCAAGCUCUCUCCUGAAGUGCGUCGGCUGAGGGAGCGGUGUGCCCGGACCAAACGUGAACUGGUCAUGAAGCUGUCUGGGAGGCACAACUAUGACGCCAAGGUUCAGCAGCUCAUGAAGGCGGCAAGAAGCGGAACGAAGGAUGGGCUUGAAAGGACCAAAAUAGCCGUCAUGCGUAAAGUUUCCUUCCUGCAGAGAAAAGAUCAAUUGGAGGAGGAGGAUGACGCAGGCUACCUGGAUGUGGCUGUGUCAGAAUUCAAGCAUCCUCCCCCGCAGCUGAGCCCAAUGCCAGAGGGACUGACCAGCCACCAGGUUGUCAGACGCCAUAUCCUCAGCUCCAUCAUUCAGAGCGAGCGGAGCUACCUGGAGUCUCUCAGGAGGAUCUUGCAGGAGUACCACAGACCGUUGAUGGAGGCCGAGCCACGCAUCCUGAGUCCACGGAAGAUCCGGCCCAUAUUUUACCGGAUCAGGGAGAUCACGCAGUGCCACUCCAUGUUUCAGAUCGCACUGGCUUCACGUGUGGCUGAGUGGGACAGCAGUGAGAAAAUUGGAGACUUGUUUGUUGCCUCGUUUUCCAAGUCCAUGGUGUUGGAUGUGUACAGCGAUUACGUGAACAACUUCACCAAUGCCAUGGCUCUCAUUAAAAAGGCGUGCAUGUCCAAACCGGCUUUUCUGGAAUUCUUGAAGAAGAAGCAGGCCUCCAGUGUUGACCGGAUCACCCUGUACGGCCUGAUGGUCAAGCCGAUUCAACGAUUUCCUCAGUUCAUAUUGCUCCUGCAGGACAUGCUUAAGAAUACGCCCAAGGGCCACGUGGAUCGUUUGCCCCUGCAGCUCGCUCUGACAGAGCUGGAGAUGCUGGCUGAGAAGCUGAAUGAACAGAAACGAGUUGCCGACCAGAUUGCAGAGACUCAACAACUCGCCCGCAGCGUCAGUGAUCGCUUGCUCAGUAAGCAACUGAACUCGGAGCAGGGGUCACUGGUGCUGUGUGAGACGCUCAUCGAGACCGUGUACGGCGAGCGAGGACAAAUCCUGAAGUCGAAGGAGAGAAAGGUCUUCCUCUUUGAUGAUGUGCUCAUCUGUGCCAACAUAAAUGUCAAGGGGCCUCCGGAUAUCAGCAGCCUCGUCCCCGUCGGCCCCAAGUACACCAUGAAGUGGAGUGCCCCCUUACAGCAGGUGCAAGUAGUAGAGGUUGGGCAGGAGGGCUCUCAAAGCAAAGACACCUUGUACCAGCAGAGUGGGACUAAGAGGCCAGGUGUCGCCGGCAUUUCAGGCAAAGCGAUCCUCGGCCCGCCGCGGCUCUACCAGGAGCUGCAGGAACUGCAGCAUGACCUUUCUGUCGUGGAGGAGGUGACUCUCCUCGUGGGCACACUGCAGGGGACGUACCAGAACCUGAACACCACUGUGGCCCAGGACUGGUGUCUGGCUCUGCAGAGGCUUAUCCGCAUCAAAGAAGAACAGAUCCAGAGUGCUAACAAAUGUCGCUUACGCCUGCAGGUGCCUGGCAGGCCAGACAAGUCUGGGCGUCCCGUCAGUUUCAUGGUGGUCUUCAACACUCCCAACCCCCUCAGUAAGAUCUCUUGGGUCAACCGUCUGCACUUGGCAAAGAUUGCACAGCGAGAAGAGAAUUCACCAGGCUGGUUGUAUGGAGAAGACGAAGGGAAGACGAUAGCUCCAUUUUGGUCUCCGCUUCUUGCCUGUCACAUGCCUGUCUUUGCAACAAAGUCACCAGAGAGAAAGCUUGAAGCUGCCCUCCACCAUCCUGUUCACUGUGCACUGUUGGGCUUCUCUGCAGCAAGCACGUCCUUACCGCAAGGCUACCUUUGGGUGGCUGGUGGUGGAGACUGCUCUCAAGGCCAGAUAGAGAUAUUUUCUCUCAACAGGCCGAUGCCGAGGGCUGUAAAGAGCCUGCAGAUAGGCUCGGCCGUUCGAUGUCUGGAAUACGUGCCGGUACCUUCCCCGACCGAGGAAGCGGAGGCCGGCGUUCACAGGUCCCCCGCGGGGCUCGGCACCAACAUUUGUGUUGGAUUAGAUGAUGGCCGCAUACUGGUCUACGGCAGCGUGGACACUGCGGCGCAAUGCCUGCUGACCCUCCACAACUCCGAGGGCUGCCCUGUGCUGAGCCUGAAGCACUCUCCUCGCUUCCUGUUUGCGGGCCUGCGGAAUGGGACCAUGAUGGUUUACGGGAGAAAUAACAGUGAUGAUCUGUGGGACCCUACCUCCUCCAGAUGCGUAAGCAUGGGCUCAGAACCAGUUCGGACACUGCUGGUGCUAGAUGACUCAGUGUGGGCGAGCUGUGGGAACUCUGUGACGGUCAUGGAAAUCUCCAACCUCACCACUCAGAAGUUUGAAGUCCAUCCAGACCCGCUGGUCAGCGUUGCGCACAUGGCGUGUGCCGGUGGAGGAGUGUGGAUGGCGUUCUCUGAGGGUUCCUCCAUUCGCCUCUUUCAUACUGAAACACUGGAGCUUCUGCAGGAAAUCAACAUCUCGACGCGCUCAACGCUUCUGAACACAGGUCAAAAGAGCAUGCGAGUCACAAGUCUUCUAAUUUGCCAGGGGCUGCUGUGGGUGGGCACGGCCCAGGGCUUAAUUAUAACUCUUCCAGUUCCCAAACUGGAGGGCAUCCCCAAAAUAACAGGAAAGGGAAUGGUCUCUCUAAAUGCCCACUGCGGGCCCGUGGACUUCUUGGUCGCCACCACCAGCACUCUGUCCCCUGAACUUCUGAAGAGGGACUCUUUCGGCGACGGCCCGGACUCCGCUUGCGGAGGCGAGGACCGCAGCGACACCUCCUCCCAGGAGUCCCUGCAGCAGUCCUACCAGGGGGAGGGGAGGGGCAAAGGACGCGGCGUCCUGCUGCAGUACAGGCUGCGGUCCACGUCCGGCCUGCCCGGGCGCCCGCUGACGGCGCUGGGCGACGAGGCGUCAGACUCCUCGCUGGAGUCUCUGGAGCACAGCGUGGAAGACGGUUCCAUCUACGAGCUCAGUGACGACCCGGAGAUGUGGGUCCGGGGCCGCCCGUGUGAGAGGGACGGGGGGCGCAGGGACAGGGUGAUCUCCGCCGCCGUUAUCUCCGGGGGAAAGGGCUUCCGCAGACUGAAGGAAAGAGGAGCGGCGGCCGGUACUAGGACAAGCGGGGAGGGUUCAGAGAAUACUCUCAUGGUAUGGCAGCUCCCACUGACAGUGUGAUGUGGAAAAUGUACGGUGUGGCAAGGUGAUGUGUGUUCUUAGAUGUCUACCCAGCCUAGCCUUGAGUCACCUGCUCCAUAAACUCUACGGAUUUGAAUGUUUGAUGAGAAGGUAUUGCCACUUUACGGAGCUUGACGUCCUAUAACUCAUCCUGUGGAAUAAGGAAGCUAAGACCUACUGAUAACUGAAGAGGCACCGUCAGCACAUAGGAUGCUUUGAAUUUUCAGGAUUGCGCGUCAUUAUCUUCCCAGGGAAGGCAGAGGUCCCCGCAGAUUAGUUCCAUCUGAUGGUCCGGAUCUGCUUCCUCUGCCCGCCUCAGCUAAGAUUGAUACGGCUCAAUUUAACCUCAUCAUUGCCACGCGCGCUCUGACACAUUUGUUUUGUGCGAAGGACUCGGCCCACGUGGACAAGAAACACCUUUGUGAGGCGGCCUUUGUUGAGUCUGCCAUGCUCCGCAGGGUUACAAAUGGACGUCUUUUAUCUGAUCCCGCGGGAGAGAUCCCAUCUGUUCAGAGCUGAAAGCUGAGGGACUACCGUCACAUCAUAAAGCACAUUAGCAUCACUCUAUUAGCUUUGCCAGUCUUUCCUCUCAUCCCAUGCAAUGUGAAUGUACGAGUCUCAAAAUCGAAUCUGUGUUCGCUUAGAAAAAGAAAAAAAAAAGGAAAGAAUUUCAUUUUAUCUUGUGUCGUUGCAGCUGUUGAUUUUUUUGGUCAUGGAAAAUGAGUUGCUCCCAGUGGCUCGCCGUGCCCUUUGUGAGGCGGGGUCACGUUAGUACAGGCUGGCUGCACAAGGAAAAACAAAAAGAAAAAAGAAAAAAAAUGUCAUUACCCAGAAUUACAGAAUCUGUAUUUGCACUCUAAUAUUACUGUAAUAAUUAUAGAUUUAUUUGCUGAAAAUGUAACCUCUUGUCGCCAAACCUCCGAGUAUUAUCUCCCAAGUACUGUAAAUGCCAGAUAUCUGUUUCAUUAUUCAUUGGCAUCUAUCAGCCAGAUACAGCAAACGUGUUCACGAGCUUAUUAAUACUGAACUCACUUUAGCUGGAAACCCCAGCCACACAUCAAAUGCUAAGACUCAAAUGAAUGAUGACAUAGAAGUGCUGCAGCCAUCUAAACUGCUGUCGGCUACAGGGGGGGGGGUACCUAAGAGAGACGCCGACGAGCGUGUUUACAGGACCGUUAAUUUUCAAUUAGAAGGUGAUUCAUAUUUAAGGUGUUGUUUUACAAUACGUAGCGAAAGUCUGUAUCACAAUUAACACAUGAUGGUGAUGUGUGUAUAAAUAAUCAGCCGGGGCUUUGAUCAUGGAAAUCUAAUCCUGUCAGCACUUGUUUUCCUUCGCUUUCGAUGCGAAUAUUUGGUAGAUACGUUGCAGUUUAAGGCCAGCACUAAUAUUUCAUGACCAGGAUAUGAAGACGCCCAUAAACCACUUGUCAUCGCUGUUGGGUAAAAGCCUCUCUGCUCGAUUUUAUCGCGGCUAUCGUGCCUUCAGAUCAGCUGAAGAGUAUGUAGCCUGUUCUUAACCUGACAGUCUUAUAAAACCCUUCAUAUAAAAUUGUGUUUUUUUCCAAGGUGCUAUAAGAAGCACCCCGUGGUACUCUGUGUAAUAUUCUAAAUGUUUUCCAUCUGAAGGUCUUAAUUCCAAGUUGUGGCGCUGGCGGCCUCGUAAACACGGACACGGGGCCUCGCCGUCGAACUAAAUUAAGAAGUGCACGCUUUACACUUCCCACUUUUCACAGUGUGUGUGCACAGUAUGUUGAGGCCACGAGCUGAGCGAAGCUUAGUGGAUUUUCAGCGCAACUAAUUAACGUCGAAUUGUCCCCAUCAACAGAAGCGUAAUGUUCCUGUUUUGGUAUUUCUGGAUAUUCAAACAGCGCCGAAGCCUGUCGACCGGCAUCCUUCAGAAACGUAAUAAAAUAAAAUUAAGAUGUCGUAAACCGUCCCUCGAUGCUGUCAUCUAAACAAAAAUCUCAAUGUCACCGCAGAAAUGUGCAGUUCUUGGAGAUUAAACGCCGCCGGCGACGCGGCGCCCUCUCCAUUCAUCCUUUGUAGGGCUAUUUUUGGCUUUUGUUGGACAGUUACUGGAUGAAGAGGACGACGGAAAAUAUGAACGCGCUCAAACAUGGGACGACGCGGUCGCGUGGCGCGAGCCGUUCUAAUUUGGCCACCGGGUGUUAAAAUGUAUCUCUCCCAGAGGACGCGUGUAUCCCUCGUAUACAGCUGUUGAACUGUUUCACUGGCUCAUCCGCUAACGAUUCAGUCUCAGAUGUUGCCCUUGACAGACGGCGUUUCAUGCAUUUCUUUUGCUUUAAUACAGUUAAUGCCUACAGGUAUUAUCCAUGCACUGAAUAUUAAUACUCAAUAAUGAACGUACUGUACUACUAACCAGAUUACUGUACUAAAUAAACCUGUAUUCCAUUUUGUAAAGAGGACUGCAACCCUGUUGAUGUUUUAGACUGUGUGAGGCACAGUCAAUGAACUUUGUUUUCCUGCGGCGUUAAAGGGUAAAUGCAACAUCACUGUUUCUACCAGCUGCAAUAACAUUUGCUCCGCUGGUUAAAAGCUGAGAUCUGCUAACACCACUUGAAAGAAGCGCGGUGACGGUAAGAGCUCGUAGUGAGCACCCGUCACAGUCCACAGGCAUGAAGCAUUAUUAAAAGAAGGAUUCACCAUCCAACCCCUUAUAGUUGUCGCAGUGUUGCGCUGUUUUCCAGGUCUCAGUUAGCUUAGUGUGUAAAUUAUUUCUAUUGCCGAUGGGAAUGGCGGCCAAAUCUGCAAAAACGUGGGUAGGUUGGAAGUAAACCAGGCUUCUACUUAAAGCAAAUGUUCAAUCUGUCAAAUGAAAUCUGUGCUUGUUUCUUUUUGGUACUUCAGUGUUAAAUGUCUGUGCAUCGUCUAACAAAAUUAAAAAAAACUUCUUUAAACAUGA
Molecule: messenger RNA, 7165 nt
Organism: Mugil cephalus (flathead mullet)
Lineage: Eukaryota; Metazoa; Chordata; Actinopteri; Mugiliformes; Mugilidae
Gene: arhgef10la
Product: Rho guanine nucleotide exchange factor (GEF) 10-like a
Exons: 27
Coding region: 331-4242 (1303 amino acids)
Biological process (GO): positive regulation of stress fiber assembly; SREBP signaling pathway; actin cytoskeleton organization
Cellular component (GO): cytosol
Molecular function (GO): guanyl-nucleotide exchange factor activity; protein binding
Source: RefSeq, a predicted model, not a curated record